Paramecium pentaurelia is the source of this 1805-nucleotide messenger RNA. Lineage: Eukaryota; Ciliophora; Oligohymenophorea; Peniculida; Parameciidae. The record is from the annotation of a GenBank genome assembly.
AUGACAGAAUCAUAAUAAUUGAAUAACCCAGGCAGUCGAACAAGAAUGAUUGGGAAUUAUGUAAUAGGUAAUUAAGUUUUAGUAAUAGGUAGGUAAAACUUUGGGAUUUGGAACAUUUGGGAAGGUAAAAAUGGGUAUUCAUGAAAAAUCGUAAGAGAAAGUGGCUAUAAAAAUAUUGGAGAAGGAUAGAAUAGUAGAAACUGCAGAUGUAGAAAGAGUACAAAGAGAGAUUCAUAUCUUAAAAUUGGUUAGACAUCCCCAUAUAAUCUAACUAUAUGAGGUAAUGAAAUAUUAUAUUUAGAUUAUUGAAACACCAAAACACAUAUUUUUAGUAAUGGAAAUGAUUAGUGGUGGAGAGUUAUUUGAUUAUAUUGUCUAAAAAACAAAGUAAUAUAAUUGAAUUAAUAAGGUUGGAAGAAGUGGAGGCAUGCAAAUUAUUUUAAGAACUGAUUGCUGGAAUUGAAUAUCUACAUAAACUAAGAGUAGUCCAUAGAGAUUUAAAGCCUGAGAAUUUGUUACUUGAUAAUCAUAAAAAUCUUAAAAUCGUUGAUUUUGGAUUAUCUAACACUUACAAAUCAGAAGAAUUAUUGAAGACUGCAUGUGGAAGUCCUUGUUAUGCAGCUCCAGAAGUACAUAAAAUCUAAUUUAAUAACUUAGAUGAUAGAAGGAUAAAAAUAUUAAGGAGUAAAAGUAGAUUUGUGGAGUUCUGGAGUUAUAUUAUUUGCUUGUUUAUGUGGUUAUUUACCAUUUGAAGAUUAAAACACUUCUGCUCUUUACAAAAAGAUUUUAAGUGGAUCAUAUCAACUACCAUCUCAUCUCUCUAAAGAUGCUUAAUCAAUGAUUUAAGGAAUCUUAACAGUCAAACCAGACAAACGUUUUACUAUUAAUGAUAUUAGAAAUCACCCAUGGUUUAAGAUAUAUAAAAGAAAUUAUGAAAUUCCUCCUGGAAUUGUUGUUGGUUAUAAUAAGAUUCCAAUUGAUUCAGAAAUACUCAAAUAGUUAAAAUAAUAUGGCAUAGAUAUUGAUCAUGCUUAAAAAUGUUUAGAUGCCAAUAAACAUAAUGAUGUAACUACAUUGUAUCAUUUGCUUCUUAAAAGACAUUUGACAAAUGGUGGCAGAUCAACAGCUGAUCUUAAUUCUGAAUCUUUUGAUAUAACUCUAUUAGAACCUAAGUAAAGACCUCAAAAAGGUAAUUCUAAUAUUUUUAUUUAAUAGCUCCAAUUAGUUCAUUAGUUAAUAAUGAAGUUAUUAAAUAGUAGAUCAAAGAUGAAAUAGUUAAAUUACGUUCAUAAUCAACUGAUAAAGAUAGAGGUAGAAUUAUUAGAAUAACAAAUCAAAAUAAAAUAUUGGCAGAUAAUGAUUUAAGUGUGAAUAGAAUAGGAAAUAAUGGAUAUGCUUAAAGUGUAUAAGCAAGAAAAAAAGAUGAAAACUAUUUUGAAUAAUCACCUGUUAUCAAAAAUAACAAUGUUCCUUAUUCCAAUAUGUUAUGUUAAAAAUAUGGAAUCAAAUUUAAGAACAAUAAUGUGACCUCAAUUGAUUAUCAUAAUAAGGAAGAUUUCAGAAAAAUAAGUUCUAGGAAUAAAAGAGAAAUUGACAUCAUGAAUCCCUAUCGAAAUUCUAAUAGAGAACAAUAAUAAUUAAAUAGAAUGUUAUAAAGUGGAGGAAGAUCACAAAAUAACAAAAAAGAUAGGGUUUAUAUUACUAGUCAUAAUAAUCAAUCGUUUGAUUUACCUUUAAAUUCUAAUCAUUCAAAUAAAUAAAAGGCAAUAAAUCAAUAAAGAUCAGGCCAUUUUUAACAUGAUUGA